Molecule: messenger RNA, 1389 nt
Organism: Naegleria fowleri
Lineage: Eukaryota; Heterolobosea; Eutetramitea; Acrasida; Naegleriidae
Exons: 1
Coding region: 1-1389 (462 amino acids)
Source: RefSeq, a predicted model, not a curated record
AUGGUGAUUCUUUCACUGAUCAAACAGCAUCAAUUCGAUCUUGUCUAUGAAAUAUUUUCAUAUUGCAAUGACAAGCGAUCUAUUUUUCGAAUUUUAUUUCAAUGUUUGCGAUUCUUCAAACAAACUCAAAAUCCAUUUCAUCGUUCAUUAAUUAAACAUAAUUCCGAGAAACAGGAUCCACAAAAGAAAAUAUUGGAAAAUAAUAUCAAAGAAUUUUUGGAUCUCUAUGGAUUUAAAUUUUUGCAAUUUAGAGUUUGGAAAGUCUAUCGAUUUGUGGUCGAAAAAUUUGAAACACAACUCGCUUUGAAAAUGGAACUUGCAAAAAACUUGAGAGUUGACAAUGCAUACACUCCAACUAUUCAAUGGAUUAAAAAACAAAAGGAGGUCAAAAAACUUCUCGAUCUCUAUAAAAUUUUGGUGGAAUUAUUCAUGGCCAUAGAUGAAAAUCAUUGCAUUUUCAAACAAGAUCAUUCACAGAUAGAGUUUCUAAAAUACAAUAUCAUUGAACAGUUGAAAAUCUCCACAUUUUCGAAAUUAUUUAAUCUUACCAUGGGUAUGACUCUCUUCGAAAUGUAUCAGGAAAUUCUCCAAGUUGAAUUACAAUUAUUGAAAGAUAAUUUUUGGAAUUUCACAAACGACCAACAAAUUCUGGGAAAUAUGAAACUAUCUCCUCAAAUCCAACAUUUAUGUGAAAACGUAGAUUUUGCCCCUCUUUUCACACUUCAAAUUGCCUUUCACAUAGAUGAUCACAUGAGCUAUGAAACCCAUGAAUCUAAUAAUUUGCUUCGAGAUUUUGAAUGGUUUGUCUAUACGGAAGCUGGACCAUUGAUUCCGUAUCUGAAUUUAACUCUUUCUAAAGUCAUGAUUCAAGGAUUGAGUUGUCGCAUGGAGUUUGAAUGCGAUCAAGAAAUUUUUUUCAGAACAAUGGAUUUUAAAACCUUUUUGGAAGGAAAUAUUGGUGGAAUUCUUGUUCAUGAGAACAACAACACUAAACUGUGCCUACAGAACACAAAUGCCGUUCUCUACAGUGAUGCAGUACUCGUUCUCUACGAUUACUCCAGAGCACAAGAAUUCUCAUUUGAAGAGCUUAACCAAGAGGCAUUGGAACAAAUUGAAUUGUUACCAUUAUUGCGUCGUGUCGUGUUGCAAUAUCCCUUUUCGCCCAUUGUAUUAGUGAUCGCCGAAAAUGGAAAACAAUCAGAUCUAAUUGCAAAGCAAUUAGUGAAUUUUCCUCAUGUCACUGGUGUCUUUCCAGGGUGGGACUCAAGAACAAUUUUUAAAGCCACUUGUCAGAGUACCGUUAGUAGUGUGAAAAGUUGCUCACAAUUAGAGCAGGAACUCUCACAUCAGAAACAAACUCAGUCACAACGAAAAUGUGAAAUGCAAUAA